This is a messenger RNA of Zea mays, 756 nucleotides long. RefSeq lists its product as uncharacterized. The record is from RefSeq and is marked validated. Lineage: Eukaryota; Viridiplantae; Streptophyta; Magnoliopsida; Poales; Poaceae. Bases 75 to 557 code for a protein of 160 amino acids. The transcript has a single exon.
ACCCCACAAAGCAAGAAACAAUCCUUGCACCCCUCCCCUGCGUCACCCCACCAUAUCCGGCCAGCCCAACGAAAAUGUCGCGCGCCACAGCUGCGGUCCUCUUCUACAUCCUCGCCGUCGCUGCCCUCAGCGCGGCCGAGGCACCGGCAGAGUCACCGAAGGCAGGCAGUCCUGCCAAGGCACCGGCCGAGUCACCGAAGGCAGGCAGUCCUGCAGCUCCUGCCAAGGCACCCGAGUCUGCUGCCACGAGAACUGCCCCCGCUAAGGCACCUCAAGCCGCCUCCACCCCCGCCGCUGCCGCUGCCCCAUCGUCGUCGUCGUCUAGGAAGUCUGGUCCAGCUGCCGCGCCGACCACCGCCGCCUCUACACCGUCUUCUUCCACGGACGAGGAGUUGAGCCCUUCGCCGUCGGCAUCCACCGCCGAGGUGGCGUCCCCUGCCGCUGAUGGGCCUGCUGAGGGACCGGCGGCUGCUGAUGCCUCCGGUGCUGCUACCCUUGGAAGCGGAGCUGCCAUCGCUGGUGUCGCCGCUGCUGUCGCUACCAUGAUCUUCUACUGAGUUCACCAGGGACCGUGUCGUCGAGGGUGGGCACGUAGUUGGCUGUGCGGUAAUUGCUCGUCUGGUCGGGAGGGACCAAUAACGCAAGUGUUGCUUUGCUUUGCUCACUUCGUUUGCUCUUGUAACUUUAUGGGGUCAACCGUUAUAUAACUGAAACGAUUUGAUUAAUUGAUACUAAUGCUCUCUAUCUGUCAUGUAU